AUGGUAUGUGACCUAGAUAACUUCCUCUUCACCUUCAUCACCCCCAUUCUCCCGGAGAUCCUGGAGACCCGCCUCCAGCAGCCCGCCUCGCGCAUUCAGACACUAACCUCCCUCAUCCUCGCCAUGAACGCCCUGGUCUCGAUCAUCCUCGCGCCCGUCACCGGCUACCUGGCGGAUAAGCUGUCCUCGCGGAAUGGGCUUCUGAUCGCCGCGUGGGUGGCGAAUAUGCUGGGCACGGCGGUGACUGCUUGGGCAACGACACUCACGGUUCUCAUCAUCGGCCGCCUCAUCCAGACCGUCGCGGGCUCGGUGAUCUGGAUCGUCGGCAUGGCGAUGCUCGCCAACGCCGCUGGGACGAGACACCUGAGCAAGGCGUUCGGGGUCGCCGUCCUGCUCGUCUCCGCGGGUCUACUGACCGGUCCGGCCGUGUCGGCCGCGCUGUACAAAUUCGUCUCCUACCCCGUCAUGUGGUCGAGCGCGUUCAUCGUCCUGCUGAUCGGGUUGAUCCUGCAACUGCUCGUCCUCGAACCGCGCGGGGGCGGGGCGCACGUCAGCUCCCAUCCCAAAGACUGGGACACAGGGGACGAGGAGCACGACACUACUCGCACUCGCUCCCGCGAGACCCAGACGCAGACCCUCGACGCCACCGAUCCGCUCCUCCCAUCCAGCCCUGCCGCCGAAGCGCGCACAUACCACACAACCACCGACGCAACCCAGCCGCCAAGCCCCGCGGCUAGCAGCAUCACCCAAGAGGAGAACAUCUACUGGCUCAUUCUGCGCAAGAAACGCGUGGCCGCCGGCCUGCUCGGCGACACGCUGCUGGCCAUCGUCAUCGCGAGCUUCGAGGCCACGAUCCCGCUGCACAUCCGCGAGGUCUUCCACUGGGACAGCUUCCACGCCGGCCUCCUGUUCCUGCUGCUGCAGGCGCCGACGCUGGUCCUGGUGGUGCCCGUCGGCGGGCUCAAGGAUCGGUUCGGGCUGCGGUACCCCGUGUCCCUGGGGUUCGUGCUGCUGGCGCCGUCGCUGGUGCUGCUGGGGCUCCCGGGCCAGGAGUUUUGGGGAAUGAUGAUGGGUGGGCAUAGUGGGCGGGUGGUGUAUCUUGGGGCGUUGGUGGCGAUUGGGGUGUGGAGGACGUUGAUCCUGGGGUAUGGGGGGGUGGAGGUUCUGAAUGGCGCGAACGAGCUCGCCGACGAGAAACCCGGCAUCUUCGGCUCGAAUGGCGGGUACUCGCGGACCUUCUCCUUGUCCAAUGCCACCUGGAAGGGGGGCAUGUUCAUCGGGCCGUUGGUCUCUGGCGCGCUGACUGAGGCGGUGGGGUAUUUCUACAUGAACUUGUUUCUGGGUAUGACUAUUAUUUUCAGGGCUUGGACACGGAUUCCUUGCGCUCCUCGCCCCACCAGAACCAGUGCCGCGUGGUCAGGAAUCAUCGUCCUCGCAGGUGGAACCGGCGGGUUCGGACGGUAUCUCGCCGAAGCCAUCACCAGCAGCCCGGACUACGCCGUUGCCAUUUUGACUCGAUCUAAAGCCCCAAUCUGGACCUCACACCCCAAAAUCACCACCCACCAAACCGACUACACCGCAGCCUCUCUACUCCCCAUCCUCAACACCACACGGGCCACGACCCUCCUCUCGCUGAUCCGCUGCUCCAACGACAUCUACCUCCCGCUGCACACCCACCUCCUGGACGCCUGCAUCGCCUCGCAGACCUGCAAGCGCCUGAUCCCGUCGGAGUGGGCCGGCAACGUGGACGACUUCCCGCUGCUGCCGCGCUCCUACGGCCUGACGCGCGCGCCCUUCCGCGAGAUCCUGCGGGCGCGGGCGGCGAGCCACCACAUCGAGUGGACGCUGGUCAACCACGGCUGGUAUAUGGACUAUUUCCUGGCGGAGCAUAAAUCGUACAUUGCGUACGUGCCGGGAGAGUUCCCGAUCGAUCCGCAGACGUGGACGUAUCGGGUGGAGGGGGAUGGGGAGGCGCCGCAUAUCACGGUACGUGUUCCGGGCGUCACACUCCGUGUCUGCACUGUGUGCCGCAAGGAAUUGAGAGGGCUGCACGAGGUUGCAGGCCGCCCCUUCAAGAGGGAGUAUCGGUCCGUCGAGCAGAUCGAGCAUGAUGUCGAGCAGCACCCGACCCCUUCGGAUGAUCCGAAUAUCGCACUUCCGGAGCUGGAGGAGUGUACGAUUAAGGGGGCGAUCUGCUGCCCCCGAGAGAAGGCGUUGCGGCAGAAGGAGGAGAUCUUUGCCGGGAUGGAGUUUGUGGGAUUGGAGGAGUUGCUGGUGAGGGCCGAGAGGGAGGGUUUCAAUUGA
Aspergillus japonicus CBS 114.51 is the source of this 2304-nucleotide messenger RNA. Its product is annotated as MFS general substrate transporter. Lineage: Eukaryota; Fungi; Ascomycota; Eurotiomycetes; Eurotiales; Aspergillaceae. Gene Ontology annotation, molecular function: transmembrane transporter activity. The transcript has 8 exons. Bases 1 to 2304 code for a protein of 767 amino acids. Gene Ontology annotation, biological process: transmembrane transport. The record is from RefSeq and is a predicted model, not a curated record.